UCCUCAGCUGGUUCACAGUCGCAGGCAGACAGCUGGGCUGGCAGCUCCUCUGGCUCCACAAGACCAAGAGAAAGCCUCCUGGAUGUGGCAGGAGAAAAAGAUGGAGGAGAAGACGAACCCGAGAAAACGCAGGGAGGAUGAGGGCUCCAUCCAGAGCAUGGAACCCAAGGUCACCGAUCUCCAGAAAGAGGUGGGCCUGUUCAGUGGCGUAUGCAUCAUUGUGGGCACCAUCAUUGGUUCCGGGAUCUUCAUUUCCCCCAAGUCUGUGCUCAGCAACACAGGAACGGUGGGGCCCUGUCUCAUCAUAUGGGCGGCCUGCGGGGUCCUCGCCACACUGGGAGCUCUGUGCUUUGCAGAGCUUGGCACGAUGAUCACCAAAUCGGGCGGCGAGUACCCGUACCUGAUGGAGGCCUUCGGCCCCAUCCCUGCCUACCUCUUCUCCUGGACCAGCACGAUGGUCAUGAAGCCCUCAUCGUUCGCCAUCAUCUGCCUCAGCUUUUCUGAGUAUGUGUGCGCACCAUUCUACUCAGGCUGCAAGCCUCCUGAGGUGGUCAUUAAAUGCCUCGCUGCUGCUGCUAUCUUGCUCAUCACCACAGUGAACGCCCUGAGUGCAAAGCUGGGAAGCUACGUCCAGAAUUUCUUCACUGCGGCCAAGAUGGUAAUCGUGGUCAUCAUUGUCAUCAGUGGCCUGGUCCUCCUGGCCCAAGGAAACACAAAAAAUUUUGAAAAUUCUUUUGUGGGUACAUCGGCAUCUGUGGGUGGCAUCAGCCUGGCAUUUUACAAUGGACUCUGGGCAUAUGAUGGAUGGAAUCAACUCAACUACAUCACAGAAGAACUAAGAAAUCCUUAUAGAAACCUGCCCCUGGCUAUCAUCAUCGGGAUCCCGCUGGUGACCAUGUGCUACAUCCUCAUGAAUGUCUCAUACUUCACUGUGAUGACCCCAACAGAACUGCUGCAGUCCCAGGCAGUGGCCGUGACUUUUGGUGACCGUGUUCUCUAUCCAGCCUCUUGGGUUGUCCCACUUUUUGUGGCAUUUUCCACCAUCGGAGCUGCUAAUGGGACCUGUUUCACUGCGGGCAGACUCAUUUAUGUCGCAGGCCGUGAAGGGCACAUGCUUAAGGUGCUCUCUUACAUCAGCGUCAGGCGCCUCACGCCCGCCCCUGCCAUCAUCUUCUAUGGUGUAAUAGCAACGAUUUAUAUCAUCCCUGGUGACAUAAACAGUUUGGUCAAUUAUUUCAGUUUUGCUACAUGGUUAUUUUAUGCAAUGACCGUUAUAGCACUUGUUGUGAUGAGAUUUACACACAAACAUCGCGAAAGGCCUAUCAAGGUGCCCAUUUUCAUCCCCAUCUUGGUGAUUCUCGUAUCUGUGUUUUUGGUUCUAACCCCAAUCAUCACUAGUCCUGCCUGGGAAUAUCUCUACUGUGUGGUGUUCAUACUGAGCGGACUGAUAUUUUACUUCCUUUUCAUCCACUACGAGUUUGCAUGGGCUCAGAAAAUCUCAAAGCCUGUUACCAGUUUCCUACAGAUGUUAAUGGAAGUCGUCCCACCAGAGAAAGACCUUGAGUAACAAGUGAAUCUUGUGUAUUUCACUCAAAACUGUGAAUUUAUUUUUGUAAGCAAUAAUUGUGGUUAUUUCUUAUUCUUUUUCUUACAGAAAAAAGGUGAACAUUUAUGUAUUAUUUUUAGAUAGCCUUAAUUCUGUGGGUGGGCUUCUAAAUAAAUGACAGGUGUUUGCUAACAUUAUCAAGAGAAGACUCACCUAACAGCCAGUAGAAGCAUCCAUAAAACCCACCACCAUUCUGGUGGCAACUAUUUAAUAAGGGCACAUCACAUUUCCUUCAAACAAAGUGGGACUGGGAGUGUGUCACAACAGUAAAGCACUUCGGUGUGGUGCUGGAUUCUAUCACCAGCACUAAAAGUAAAUGAGUUAAAGUCAAGCAUCUUCUGAGUAACUAAUUUAAAGAUAACAAUUCACAAUGUAUUAAUCAUUGUUACUAUAGUAUCUUGUUUUGAAAUUUUGUAUUAUUUUUCUCUAACAUAAAUAAAACAUCUUAAACUGAGUGAUCUAUAAGGUUUUAUAAAAAGCAGGUAAUAUUUUUGCUUUGAGACACACACACCCACAAAUAUGCAUAUGUAUUAGUGGAAAGUAUUUUAAGAUUUUUUAAAGUAUAUUUUAUUCUGACUCUUCCAUACCUCAAAAGUACUGCUUCCUCUGUGCUUAACAUGGGACGCACACAGCAGGUCUGUGCCAGGCUGUGUAACAAGGCCCUCGCUGUGAAGCUGAACACCCCUCCAGAACCACCAGAGUCCUCUGUGACAAAUGUCAGCUUCAUCAUGGAUCAUACUUCCUGCUCUCAACAGCUUUCAGUGGUAUUUUACUCACCAGAAAGCACGGUGAAUAAAAUUUUAUGUUGAAUCUGGCACUUGGGAAAAAUACUGUUUAUAAAAUAUAAAUAGUAAGAUUUCUGGGAGAACACUGAAAUUUUAUUAUUAAA
Messenger RNA from Octodon degus (degu), 2495 nucleotides. Its product is annotated as b(0,+)-type amino acid transporter 1. The record is from RefSeq and is a predicted model, not a curated record. Bases 83 to 1567 code for a protein of 494 amino acids. Gene Ontology annotation, molecular function: L-amino acid transmembrane transporter activity. Lineage: Eukaryota; Metazoa; Chordata; Mammalia; Rodentia; Octodontidae. Gene Ontology annotation, cellular component: membrane. Gene Ontology annotation, biological process: amino acid transmembrane transport. The transcript has 13 exons.